This is a messenger RNA of Sphenostylis stenocarpa, 744 nucleotides long. The record is from the annotation of a GenBank genome assembly. NCBI's taxonomy places the organism in Eukaryota, Viridiplantae, Streptophyta, Magnoliopsida, Fabales, Fabaceae.
AUGAUUACUGGUAAGAUUGGAGGGAGGCCUCACGUUGUUGCAGUUCAUGUUUUACUGCUUGGCGAAAGCAAUGAUGUUUCUGUUUCAGCUCUUCCAGUCGAAAAAUUGAUUGUGAAAGCUGAUGGAUUGGGUGAAGAAUUUCCUGAAACUGGCCAAAGGCCUGGGAUGGGAACAAACAUCUACCCGUCUUCAGACGAAACAAGGAUGUUUCUGUUUAAGGAGAAUUUCCUGGUACAUCAUGACAAUAUAUCCAAGUUUCAUGUGAAACCAUCUGCAUUACCAGACCGCUGGAAGCUGAGGGAAAUAUUUGUGGCUGGUGUCGUGUUAGCAAAGCUGAUAUCUAUAGACCUUGAUGUGGAUGUUGAGAUGAUUACGGAUGAUCAGCUUGCCAUUGCCAAGAAAAUGGGCCGAAGAAAGCAUACACUUGAAUUGUUUGUUGCUGACUGUGCUAGAAGUGUUUCUGACAUUGGCCUCACUGAACUUGAUCUAAAUGUGAUUAUUAGUGCACAGCUCACCAGCAGGGCAAUUUCCCAGAUGAUGAAGAAUUAUAGUAUCUAUGCUGUGUCAAUCACCAUUCGUAGAGUGGGGUACAUCAUGACAAUAUCCAAGUUUCAUGUGAAACCAUCUCCACUGCCAGACAGCUGGAAGCUGAGGCAAAUAUUUGUGACUGAUGUUGUGUUAGGCAGUUACUUUGCUUUUAAAUUGGAGCCUCAAAUGACUGUUAUCUUUCUGCCUCAUGAAUGA